This is a messenger RNA of Magnusiomyces paraingens, 2715 nucleotides long. RefSeq lists its product as uncharacterized. Gene Ontology annotation, cellular component: nucleoplasm. The record is from RefSeq and is a predicted model, not a curated record. Gene Ontology annotation, molecular function: mRNA binding; N6-methyladenosine-containing RNA reader activity. Gene Ontology annotation, biological process: mRNA splicing, via spliceosome; regulation of alternative mRNA splicing, via spliceosome. The transcript has 2 exons. NCBI's taxonomy places the organism in Eukaryota, Fungi, Ascomycota, Dipodascomycetes, Dipodascales, Dipodascaceae. The coding region runs from base 1 to 2715 and encodes 904 amino acids.
AUGAAAAAACAAUCAUCCUCGGAAAAACCUCAAUCAUCUAAUAGGUCCCAUAGCAAUCAGUCAAGGCACCGACAUAGUUCUUCAGUUUCUACCAGUGCGAGUCCUUCUUCAACUUUCGGUGCAUUCAGCAAUACCACCACCGAUAGCAGCAGCAGUAGUAGCAGUAGUAAUAGCACCACUACAACCAUCGCCACCACAAACAAUAGCAACCUCCCUAGUAGUACCACUAGUACUGAAUCAAGCUCUAGAUCAAGACACCGAUCUGGCCAUGCUUCGACAUCUUCACACGAGCAAUCGUCUUCUAGCGCUUCAAAACCAUUGGGCAGGUCUCGUAAUAGUAAUAGUAACAAAACAGACGCUCACAAUGGCCAACAACACCCACACCAACACCAACAAGAUCGUAAUUCCGUGCAGCAUGGGAAACGUCAUCAUGGAAACACUCCACAGAACUUGCAAAAUACCCAGCAUCAUCAUAAGUCACAGGCUUCUCAGGGAUUAAAUACUUCUAGACAAUCGUCCAUGCAAAAUAUCUCGAGCAAUGCACCACUCUCCUAUCAAGGCCCACCUCCACCUCCAUCUCAGGAUAUAAUUCAAGAGCCUUCUCAUGGCUCUCAAUACCAAAACUAUGUCCAGCAAACACCUCAUCAUCAUCAUCAUCAAUUUCAAUUGCAACAGCAAAUCCAAUCUUCUAACAGAUCUGGCCAUAAUAUCCCCUCUUCUUCAUCCUCUUCUUCUUAUUCAUCCAACCAAUAUCCCUAUUUACCUUCAAACCAGCACCAUCCAAGCAUGUAUCCUCAAAAUUAUUAUCAGCCAAUGGGCCCUCCAGGGUCUCUUUAUCCCUUUGCUCCGCGGACAAUGGUUUCUUCAUAUUACCCUCCAGCACCAGCUUCCAUGUACCAGCCAAUCCACGCUCCAUCCCAACCUCAGACUCAUACAAACCAUUCUUCCCCUUAUGAUCCGGUCUUUUUAUAUCCCCAAUCUUCAAUUUUUGCCAGCUAUCUUCAAUUGGUCCCUUCAGUUCCAUCUCCUCAACCACAAAAUAGUGGGUUGCCCCAUUAUAGACAACAUAAACAUCACAAUGGUGGACUAAAUAGAAACCCCGAUCACCACUUGUCUAACUCCAGCUACGGAACACCGGGAAAUCAAUCUCCAGGUAUUCACCCAUACUAUCCUCAUCUUCAAGCCUCUCACCAUUCACCAAUUCCUCCACCUCCUCACCUUAUUGAUCCGUACCAGUCUCACUAUGUUGGAUUCCCUCCUUCCUUUUUUUCAAUACCUCGUGGGCCUCCCAAAAAACCUAAAAAAUCCGGGUUUGCUUUAUGGGUCGGGAACUUGCCACCAAGCACCACAUUGCUGGAACUUUGUGCGCUCUUUGGAACCAAUGAUAUCCAGUCCAUUUUUUUGAUCCAGCGGACUCUUUGCGCGUUUGUAAACUAUGUUUCAGAAAAGGCCUUGCAUGAGGGCAAGCAGAUUUUCGAAACCCGUGGAAGGGUGUUGAAAGGUAAUCACUUGGUAGUGAAAAUCAAAACCUCAUCUGUUUCCGAUCUUGAAGACGAAGAAAAUGACUAUUAUUUUGGCAAUCAAUCCGACCAAAAUCAAUCCGACCUUAGAAAAGCUCCUAUUGCGGUUUCUUCAUCGUCUUCUUCUGUAAAUUCAUCCUCUUCUCCUUCUCCAGCUUUAUCUACUUCUUCUUCUUCAACUGCAUUGUCAUCUCAAAAUAUUCAAGAACCAACAUUAGCAACAGGUAUCUCCUCAAGCAAAAAUAGAUACUUUAUUUGCAAAAGUUUGACGGUAGAGGAUUUGCAAGCAUCAGCAGUUUAUGGGCUUUGGGCCACUCAAACACACAAUCAAUCAAUCUUUAAUGAAGCUUUCAAGAAUUGUGAUAAUGUUUAUCUUAUAUUUUCUGCAAAUCGUGGCGGUGAGUACUUUGGAUAUGCCAGAAUGGCAAGCGAAAUCCCCAAAACUGCAGACAAGGAUUUGUUGCCAUUAAAGGAUUGGAAUUGGGCUCAACAGGAUGGGUUUCAAGACUCACCUGGAAUGGCAGGUGGGAAUUCCUCAUUGGUUGAUCAAAUGGCUGCGCUCAAACUUCCUUCUUACUACACUUCUCCCAACAUUCCUAGAGUUUAUCCCACCGCGGCCAAUCCAUCGAUUCCUAUCCCUGCGGGCAGAAUAGUCGACGACUCAUCGCGCGGGACUUUAUUUUGGGAGGUUUUGGAAGAGGAAGAACACCAUCCAGUCACACCAGAAGAAUCAGUAUCAACAAGCAGAGAAAAACAAUCAUCAAAAUCUGGAGAUGAAGAAGACUCAUCUCGGAGAAUCGGCUCCUCGAGAUCAACGGGAUCUUCUCGGUCUUCAAGUUCCUCUUCUGAAUCUACCAAAACUGUUAUCGAGGAUCCUCAACAGUCAAUGGAGAAGAAGAAAAAGAAGAAAGAAAAAUCGUCAUCUUCUUCAAAGGGCUCUUCUUCUUCUUCUUCUUCUUCAACCAGCGGCGGAGAUUCAGCUGUAACUGAUAGUGACAGUAGUAGUAGUAACAACUGGACAGUUCCGUUUCGUAUUGAGUGGUUGUCUCCGCCUGGGAAAACUGUUCCCUUUUACAUGGUGCGUCAUCUUCACAACCCUUACAACCGUAACCAGCCUGUCAAGAUUGCGCGCGAUGGUACAGAAAUCGAGCCUUCAGUUGGCUAUCAAAUCAUCUCUAUGUUCCAUGAUAAGUAA